Caenorhabditis sp. 36 PRJEB53466 is the source of this 1378-nucleotide messenger RNA. NCBI's taxonomy places the organism in Eukaryota, Metazoa, Nematoda, Chromadorea, Rhabditida, Rhabditidae. The record is from the annotation of a GenBank genome assembly.
AUGAACAACAUUUUCAAGUACGGCUCAAUCACAGGAAUUCCACUCUACAAUUGCAGGUAGGCUAACGUAAAAUAUGUAAUAGAAUGUUAUCCCCACAAACGAUGUAUCUGAGCUGUCGGUAGAGAGAUCUAAAAGUUAUCAGAAGAAAACAUGUAUAAAAUAGGUUAAUGAGCAAUUGAUUAGUUGGCAAUUUUUUGAUAUCUCUGCCGGCAGAUGAGAAAUAUCUACUUGAAUGAACGGUAUUGGGAUGAUUCCAAUUACUGUUUUUACCGCAAGUACUGCAGAUUUUAUGCUUAUUUACAGUGCUCAUACACCUGAAGAGUGGGCCGAGAAAGACGGCGUUCGUCGUCCUUUAUACGGUUUGGCUGAUAUGACCUAUGGGGUUAUUUUCAAUGUAGGCAAAGAAAGAAGAAUGGAAGUCCUUUCCUCACCCUCACUUUCCAGAUCCUCUACAUUCCUAUUCUGUCCGUUCUGUUCGAGAAGGAGAACGUGAAAAUGUCUUGCUUUAAAAUCAUGAUCUUUCUCGCAAUCGUCGACAUGCUCGCUCUCUGGGUCAACUCUAUCAUCACCGGCUUCCUCGCCUUCAACGGCGCCGUCUAUUGUACUUAUCCCAAUCUGAUUUACAUCGUCGGAAUGACCGGGUUGGGUCUCUGGUGCUGUUCGUGUGUGAUAGCUAUGAGUCUCGUCAUAAAUCGACUCAUUGAUCUGACAAAACCAGAGCUCGGAAACGUGUUUUUCGAAGGAAAACGGACGUACCUGGUGCUGAGUGUAUCCAUUAUCUACGGUCUUUAUUUCGUUUUCUUUACCGCUCCAGUCGCAUUUUCUUCAAAAUAUCACGCUUGGUUCUUUGACCCACUGAUUUUUGAAAAUAUGACACAAGAGGUAUAGUCUCUACUGUUCUCAGUUAUAAGUAAGUACCCUUUCAGUACGAAAACAUUCCCCAUGGUUUCAACAACAUUCUGGUCGUCAGUGUGACCUGUCUCCUCUACGUUUCCUUCUGUGUUGUGCUUGGCAAGAAGUUCAAACAGGCAGUCGGAGGCUCGAAAUCGCACCGAAUGAGCAUUCAGAUCUUUUUGCAAUCGGCCAUGAUCUGUGCCAUCAACCAGAUCGCUUCUAUCAUUUACGUCGCCAUGAACUUUAUCGAAGUGCCCUUCUGGCUGAUUAUUGUCGGUCACAGCAUGUGGCAGUUCGGACACGGCGCCCCUGCUCUCAUUUAUCUGUGCCUCAACCGGACAAUCAGGAAUGGCGUCAAGAGAAAGUUUGGAUUGAAGGUGAGCGCACUCGAGAGUUUGAGUACUCAAAAAUAAAGUUUCAGAAGAAUGUAGCCAGAGUCACUUCUCGAGACGCUUCGGUCACUGCUUUCACCAGAACCAACUGA